AUGCCGAUAUUGAGAAGCAAGUAUCCAGACCUGCAGAUUCCUGAUAAUGUAUCAUGGCCGGACUUCGUUCUCUCGAAGUUUGACAAUUAUGGAGACAGGACAGCAAUUGUAAGAUUCUUCCUUUGAUGAAUAAUUACAUUUCUUAGUUUUCGAUUUUCGUGAUUUCACAUUCCAAAAGUAGAUUUUCGCUCGCAAGUCAGUAAAAAUCCGGUGAACAAGUACGUUGCAGAGUACAGCGCGCUUGUGGUCAAGUAUUGCGACAUAACAUCCUCACUGACCAUGGGAAGAGGAUGAUUAGGAUUUCGCCACAAAUAUUUGUCGAUUUUACUAUACGGUACAUUUACAUAGAUCCCAGCUCAGUCUGGAAUCAUUCGUUAUCUUGAAAGGAUCCUUUUUCCUACGUAGUCUUAAUUUUUCAACAGUAACAUCAACUAACGUUUCUGCCAUAUUGAUUUUGGGUGCAUGUCUUGUUUUGUUGUUUCCAGGCUCCACAGCAAUGAUGCUGGGGUACCAGGCCUCCUAUUUAGAGCCUUGUAAUUCUUUUUUUGGGUUUUUUUUAAAUUUUUUUUUUAUUCAAUCCAACUGACCGACUCAAUAUCACCAAACGCAUUUGACGCUAAACGGAAAAAAGGGGGGAUGACCUCACGGUCAAAGAUUUUCUUUGUUGCUAGCUAAGGAAGUAUUCUGUUGUUUCCCUCAAAUGAUAAUUUUCCUUAAGUAGGUCCAAUUCCUAUCGAAUCCACUAUUUUUGAAAGUUUUAGAGACUUUUAGACAGACUGAGGUAUGAGUUCUAGGCAGCAAAAGGGUUAUCCUCCCCCCCCCCCCCCGCCUCCGCUCACCCUCCUCUCCUCUCUCUACUCAAAUUUGGACAACCCAUGAAGACUAGGGUGCAGGUCAUAGUUUGUCUCGUUUUUAGGUAACAGAGAAGCGCUGGGGACAAGGGUGUGGCAACGUCACCCACCAUGAGUCAAAGCUCUUUUUUUUUCUUUUCUUUUCUUUGAUAAUAACCCGCUAAACUCUUUCCCUUCUUCUGAUAAGGUUUUUGUUUCUCCUCUUUCAGGUUGACGGAGAGUCCGGAAGAUCGCUCUCGUACAAUGAAAUCAAAGACUUGACUCAUCGAUUUAGUUCUGCUUUGGCCAGAAGAGGAUUUCAGAAAGGCGAUGUGAUGGCCAUUUAUCUUCCAAAUGUGAUUGAAUAUCCAAUCAUUUUCCAUGGCGUGGCGCGGCUCGGUGGUGUCAACACUACCAUCAAUCCACAGUACUCUCCCCAGGACCUCGCUCGUCAGCUGACCAGCUCCAGGGCAAAAUACCUCAUCACCAUGCCUUCUCUUGCAGAGAGGGCUUUCAGAGCCGGCGUAUUGAAAGAACUCCGCUCUGUUAUAGUUAUUGGCAAGGCGCAAGGUUGUGAAUCGAUUGCGUCUCUUCUACUAGACGAUGGGACAGCUUUCCCUAGCAACGUGAAAAUCAACCCAAUGGAGGAUCCAGUUUCUUUGCCUUUUUCAAGCGGCACGACUGGUAUUUCUAAGGGUGUGGUCAUCACACAUUACAACCAGGUAGCGCAAUUAUGUUUGCUGACUAGAGAUGGUCCUUCGCCGGUAAUAAGAACAUGGUUAAAUGUGCUGCCUUUUUUUCACACGUACGGCCUUACUAUUGCCAUGGGUCUGGCCCUCUAUUCUGGUGACAAGGUGGUCAUCCUUACAAGAUUUGACCCAGAAAUAUUUCUUCGCACCAUUCAAGACUACAAGGUUCGUAUCUGACUCACUCUACUUAAUAACACUUGAGUUCAUCCUUAUUGAGUUUUUUAUUUAUUUUUUUUUUAUAAAAAAAUGAUCAGUAGUUGGUGCUGUAGGUUAGGCAUUGCGCAGAGUACCACUCAAUAGUAUGGUUCGUUAGGCGAUGAUGGUUAGCAAAGUGGUUGUUGACAUCACCUUUCAUUAUCGCUCGCUUGUGUUCAGUCAAUCCUGUUGUGAGGUUUCUGCCAGUCACCCCGAUGUAGGAGGCGUGGCAGUCGGAGCAAGUGAUCUUAUAAGCCGCUCCAUGUCUGUUCCACGGUUCGUCCUUGUAUACGAUAUUUGUCAGUAACUCUCAAUAUUACCCAGUUAUACUCUACCACUGACGCUGCACCACAGUUUCUUUAGAAACUUACCCCCUUUAUUCAAAUGAAGUUUUGGUUUCCUUUCCGCGGUUGAAUUUUAAACGCUCGUGUCAACGUCCCUUUAUGAAGGCACUUGCGAAAGUUUUACUUUUCCCAAAGUGCUGACAAGGAGAAUUUGUGUAACAAUCAAGAAUUUCUUUAGUUGACGAUUAUUUCCAAUAUUUUUGUGACCUUAAUGUUUGAUAUUAUAAGGAGAAAUUAUAGGCUAGUUACUCUUAAGGGUUAAAUGGUAUAUUUUGAAUUUUUCUUUUUUUUAGGUGGCAAUUGCUCCUCUUGUUCCUCCGUUGGUGCUAUUUUUAUCCAAACAUCCCAUGGUAGACAAAUAUGACUUAUCAAGUCUGAAGGUCAUAUCUUCUGGGGCUGCGCCUCUAGGUGGAGACCUGGAAAUGAAUGCUGCCAAGAGGAUACCAAGUGCGCCAUUAGUUCGUCAAGGUCAGCACUUCUUUGUUUUAAUUUUCCUCACUUUGAUCGAGCUUUGAAGCGACGAGAGUACCUGUAUUUCACGUUUUACGUGAUUGUAAAAAAAUUGCGUAAUUAUAGACCCGCGAAAAAGAAUUAUCGCGCAAUUUAAACACGCGAAAUUGCAUCCCUUAUAGAAAAUUCAAAUCAAAGAAAAAAAGUGAUUUGAUCCAUUCUUCGAAGUCAAUUCCUUUCGAAUAAAGAAACGAAGGAUUAGAAGGCAUUAUUUACCUUUUCAUUCCGCUUUGCGAAGAAAACUCUGAGGAAAUCAACGCGAUUGUUACCUUAAAGCCUUUACGCAGUGAAUGAAACCAUGUCGUGUCACUGGAGGACACGACAUCGUGUCAUAAGGAAUUAUGGGUUGUAGUUGUUUGUCCGAUGUCCGGCUAGCAGGCUCAACUUCAAAAGUUCUUCCUUUUCAGCCCAUUUUCUGCGGAGUUUUGUCAGUCGAGAAUCCGUCGUAUUCCUCACUAAAUAACAACUGAAAAAAAGUGAUCGACGCGUAAUAACAACAACACACACAGGAUACGUAGGGACAAAUACACAAAUUUUUUAGUGGCCUUACUGAUAAGUUCUCUCUUGUAUCUUCCGUCGUGAAAUGACGUCAAUUUACAAAGAUUUCGCAUAUGGAGUAGAGAAUCUAGCGAUUCUCUUCAUCAUUUGAAUCGCUAGAUUCGUGCAGUCGUCAAAAGGUAACACAUUUUGCAAAAUGACAUGAAGUUUAGACCACUUGAAUUGCGAAAUUUAAUGCCCUUUUUCAUAUUUGCUUAUUGAAAGUCACGCGAAAUACCGUCACGCCAAAAUCGCGAAAUUAAAUGUAAUAAGGUAGCCUUUCCUCGGCUACCUGAGUCUCCCUAAAUCCUCGGUUCCAGUUUUCAAACGAUUUACCGCAUUCAAAUCAACAAACCCCUAGAUAAUUACUGUUCAUCAUAUGGAGAACAGUGUCUUGUAAAUUAUUGUAAUUGUGAGAUUUGCCUCGCCCCAUUUUCUCAUCGCUCUCUUUGGUAGGUUAUGGAAUGACUGAACUGACUUGUUCAUCUCAUGGCUUUGGGUCCAGAGAAAAACAUAAGGUUGGCUCCAUAGGGCGUCUGCUUCCAAAUCUAGAAUGUAAGGUGUGUGCCUAGAAUAGCUUGAAUAACAUGAUUAGAUAUUUUUUAUAACUUUUGGCUAAUUAACAACUAUUUACCGAAGCGGGGUGGUAAGUGGUGGAUAUUUAUCGAGCCACGAAGCGGCGAGGUAAAUAUCCACCGCUAGUCACCAACACUGAAGUGAAUAGUUGUCUUAGUAUAUACUAAAACAGUGAGAUAAUAUGGUACCAAAAGUUGAUUUUAGCUCAUCUAUUCUUACAACGAUUACAAUAUCAUCGGGCGCAAAUCCCGUGCACGUUUCUCAGACCUGAGUAGCAAAGGCGUUUUGGAGUUUGAGUAGCCAAUCACAGAGCGUCCUCAACGCUAUCCACUUUUUUAUUUGAUCAUAGUAUUUAGUAUGGUUUUAAUUCCUUAGAUUAUUGAUCCUGGAAGUGGCAAGAUUCUAGGACCAAACCAGGACGGAGAGAUAUGUAUCAAAGGACCAAUUGUUAUGAAAGGUAUCGAAGCUAUUAACACCUAGACUUUUCCAUUGAGAAAAUUAUUUUGGUAGAAACCUCGACCACCUUUUGUUAAAUUAAAACCGAGAAUACCUGGCUUACACCUUAUCAGUUCCCUCUGCAUCUGAAAACCAGAUGUUUAUGCUUGCAGAAGUUUCUGGGUAAAUAACCCUUUAGUUCCCAGAAGUGAUUAACGUUUAAUUUCUCCCUGUAAUAUCCACACAUUAUUCAGCAAACUGGUAAUGAGCAUUCUCAAACUUAUCAGGUUGAAGUUGUUCUUUUGAUCUAACACCAAAGUCUCAUAACCAAUUUACAAGGAAAUUUGUAGCAGCUAGAGGAGAGGACUGUGCGGCAACUACAACUACCCCACUAGUAAAACCAGAAGCACUGGCAGAAGCGUGCAAAACCUUUUUUUUUCUUUUUUCGUUAUGUUAGCAUUUCUGAAGGUAAAUGGACCAUGAUAACUUAGAUCUUUUCACCCGCAAGAAACUGAGAUAGACUCAGACUCAGCUUAAGUCUGUGGAUGGAACUAUGUGCAAGGCUUCUCUCCACAAGUUAAACAGAAAACCUUUUUUUUUUGCACAAAGCGGCUAUCGCUUUUGCCAAUAGAAAUGAGUGAUGCAGAGGUUUCAAAAAGCUUUUUCCAAGAGCGGCUGCCGAUGGUGUUAAGAGGCAGAUGUGCCCGGAAAAGGGGCUGUAAGGCAAAAUCCAAAUACGAGAUCCUGCUCGAGGUGAUGGUCGAUUAGUCCUUUACACCCUAACAUUAGUAAGGGUAUUCUUCUUAGUGAUCAUUUCCUAUAUUCUCGUGAGCUUAACCUGUGACUUUGGGGAGAUAUUUUAAGGAGAAAUUAGAUGUUCGUCACUCUUAGGGAUCAAAGGGUUAAACGACGGAUAACCGCAGAUAACACAACAAAUACUUUAUUAUUAAUCCAGAUGUAAGCACGUCAUGAUACAAAAACCGACUAACCAUAAUUCGUAGCGAACCUUAGCCCAGCAACAAAUAAGCAACACGAAAUGUCUCUUAAAGGAAAACGCUACACACGCCUGCCAAACAAACGUCGACAGGCGGAGAUCUUAUAGGCGGCUUAAGACCACCGGCAACCGGCUUUUAUCGAGACCGAUGGUGAUGUAUUUAAAAUCUUUUAGGUUAUUUGAACAACCCAGAGGCUACCGCGAGGACAAUUGACGCGGAUGGCUGGCUUCACACAGGAGACAUUGGACAUUACGACGAAGAUGACUAUUUCUUUAUUGUUGAUAGACUCAAGGAACUCAUUAAAUACAAAGGAUUCCAGGUAAUUUGUGCAACUGUUCUUCCGUGCAGAAUUCUUAAACGUAUCUGAGUUAAUAGCUAAUGAUCGAUAACUGAAGUUGAAUGAAUAUUCUCUCACUGGCCUUUGUAAACUAUCUCCGCCCACGGAUGCCAGUAUUUCCUUUUGGUCUUCUGUACUUCUUUGUCAGCGGUGUUGUCGAUAAAGAUACCAUAUCGCAACACAGCGGUCAAACGUUGGGCAUGCGCGAGGGGAUCUAUUCUGGUCUUCCGCGCCUAAUUUCAAAUGAAAAAAUGAGAAACAACUACCGAAACUGUCUCGCAGAGUCAGCGAAAUAGGAUUUAAACGCUCAUAGAAAUCUGCAAGAGGAAAAAAAACUAGGGCAAUGGAAAACUAGAGACUUAUUGAACACAAAGCCUUUUAAAGUACGGGUAUCCUGUCGAUUUACCCCUCUUUUUUGGGUCGCUUUACCAAAGGUUAUAUCCUGUGACUUACUGCUCCGUGUGGUAGUUUAGAACUCUUGAUAUUGUGAGACAACUUGGUUCUGCCAGCCUGACUAGUCAUUACAACAUUUGCAGAAGCGCAGACGUUUGACCGCUGUGUUUUAUGUUGCUAACAGUGAGCCUUGCAAUUUGUCUUUUAGGUUCCUCCGGCGGAGCUUGAAGCAUUAUUACUUUCCCACCCAAACGUGAGCGAUGUGGCAGUCAUCGGCAUUCCCGAUCUUGUGUCGGGUGAGCUUCCGAAAGCAUUCGUGGUUCGCCGUGGAGACAUAACGUCGGAAGAACUGAAGCAGUUUGUGGCCCGUAAAGUUCCGCCAGAGAAGAAACUCCGGGGUGGGGUGGAGUUUGUAGAAAAAAUACCAAAGUCAGCCAGUGGAAAAAUACUUCGACGUCUUCUCAGAAAGAAAGAGCAACAGAAGAGUCGUCUUUGAUUGCCCGAGUUGAGCGCACUUUUAUCAGUAAAACUUAUUGAUGUGGUGGGCUCCGAGAGCAGUCUGGAAGAAGCGAGUCUGAUUGACAACCCCGAGUGGGAUCACUCGCCUUGUUCCGCUUAAAGAAAUUUUUAGUUGUGAUCUAUACCGUAUGAUUAAUGUUAUACAUGAUUUCCUGGUUUAUUUACGUCCACUUCGUCUAGGUUAAUAAAAAUGUAAUUAUUUGGCCAAUCUAUAACCAUCUCGACCGAUGGAGCUCUGAGAAGAACAAUAUAAGAUCCUUAAAAUAGUAUGAAUGGCGUGAAUCACAC
Messenger RNA from Pocillopora meandrina, 6708 nucleotides. Lineage: Eukaryota; Metazoa; Cnidaria; Anthozoa; Scleractinia; Pocilloporidae. The record is from the annotation of a GenBank genome assembly.